Messenger RNA from Clonostachys rhizophaga, 3857 nucleotides. The record is from the annotation of a GenBank genome assembly. Lineage: Eukaryota; Fungi; Ascomycota; Sordariomycetes; Hypocreales; Bionectriaceae.
AUGACGCGUAGAGCUAAACGCAAACGCGACAGCCAGAAACCUGAUGCGGACCAAGAUGUCCCGCAGAAUAACUCUUCGCUGGUUACUCGGAAGCUCCUCGAGCGCUGUUUCCCACAUGUCCAGACGCUAAGGGAGCAUCUCCUAUCCAAGUUACCAAGUGCCUCAAGAUUGCGGAGGAAGAAAAUCACAGCCCUCACAGCCCGUGAUGCAUCAAGCGAACUAGAAGGUCGUGUAGCGGCUCUGCUUGACACAGCCCUUGUAUGCAGUCGAUUGCCACAAGCACAGAAAUCUGAGACUAGUGAUAUUCGCUGGGAGCAAUGGAAGAGCUUCUCCCAGAAAGGGGAUGAGUCCUAUGUAUCCAUCUCUGAUACUCGUAGUGCGAAGCAGAGCCAAACUGAGGUUCGCUCCUUCUUCCUCUCCUGAGAUAUAGUGAGGUGCUAGGCCCUGACACACCCAAUCCCACCUUAGAUUCUCGAAUUUGUCGUCUGGCUGCUUUUUAAUAGAGAGAAGACCACAAACACGCAGCCAUGCCAUGUCCUAUGUAACGGGUUUGACGUAAAACCAGGAAAUGGGGAUAAGGGAACAACCUCGAUUCCUGGCGUUUACUGCCGAUUCCCAAGUUCAAGCUUCGACGCUCUCAAAGAGGCACCUUGGCCUCAAGUUCUUGCCCUUCUCGGCCAGUCCGGCGAACGACUCAUGAUAGAUCUUCUUCUCGAUUACUCCCUUUUUGUCGCUGUUGAUGCUGGUCAUGGGAACUUUUACCAGUUGAGUGGUAGGCAUCAUUGGUUGAAGGACUUGUGAAUUGGCAAGACUUUCUGACUGACAGAGAGCAGGCGUUCCACUCUUCAUGUCCUCUCUCCCUGUCGACAGUCAACCUGCAACUGUAGCGGAUGCCAAACCAUUCUGUCGUAAACCGGGAGAGAUAACUCUUAUGAGAAACAAAACGUUGUAUGCGAAACCCUCACUGACUGCCGCGGGCACGGUCCAAGCAGGAUUUAGACAUAUACGUAUGAAUUCCAGCCCUACAAAUCCCAAGCCCUUGAUUAUGCCACUAACACCUGCAGAUGUUCUGAACCGCUGCCCAUACGUUAAACCAGAGGGUGACGAGCCGUCGCCAGACGAGAGAGAGCAGAACGAAGCCAACACGACCAAGGUUAUGAUGUACAUGUUUCCCCGCCAGUUCGGAUUGCACAAUGCGUUCACAUCUGAAGUGGACAAGACUCGUACUACGAUGAAGUUUCAGGACUAUACAUACAGGGAAGAUGAGAUCAACGAAGCCAUUGCCUUGCGCUCCAAUUCAUCCGAGAAGAAGAAACCCCCAAAGUUGCCCAAGCGGUUGAAAGGGAUUGCCAGAGAUUUGGUUUUGAAUCUCCAGGUUCGCCACAGUCGCUGUGCCUACUUUGAGCUUCUUCGAUACUACUGUCCUUCGGCUUGGGACACGCACCGCCCACCUCAAGAUCUCGCGACUCAAGCCUCGUUCAAGGCACCCAAACAACAGGGGGACGGCCCGAAUAUUGAUGGUGCCGCAAUUCAAGGCACCUCACGGCCAAAGAGAGUCGGACACAAGACACAUUCGCAGCCAUGCCAUUCCGACAUGCCCUCAUACAACACCCUCGUAGAGCUCGCAUGUCCCAUUGGUAAUGUCUCAGCAUACUGCCAAGCCGUGCUAGCGAAAAUCGUCCCGGACAGGUUUUGGGGAGAGGGUGACACAAUGGUGCAUAACAAGAGGAUGUUUCGAUCAAAAGUGGACCAUUUCAUUAGACUGAGACGAUUCGAGGUCAUGUCACUGCAUGAGGUUGUGCAGGACCUGAAGGCGAGUUUGACCACAAUCAGAAUCACCGAGAACAGACUCUCUGACCUGACCGUGUUUAGGUGGUAGACAUCCCCUGGCUGCGCCCGCCUGACCUCGCUGGCCAGAAGACCAGCCAGACAGAUAUUUCGAAGCGAUACGAGCUAUUCCACGAGUUUCUCUACUAUGUUUUUGACUCACUUCUCAUCCCCCUUGUCAGAAACAACUUUUACGUGACGGAAUCGAACAUCCAUCGGAACCGGCUCUUCUACUUCCGCCAUGACGUUUGGAGGCGUAUCACAGAGCCUGCCAUGGCGAAGCUAAAAGAAAAUAUGCUCGAACCUCUCAGAUUGGUUGACGCCACACGGAUACUGGACUCCCGACGGCUGGGAUUCAGCCAGCUCCGAUUAUUGCCAAAGACGCUAGAUCUGAGACCCAUCAUGAACCUUGGUAAAAAGAUGCCAGGAAGAGGCCGAUCCAAAGCGUUUGGGACAAGCAUAAACUGGGAACUAAAACCAAUCCACCACAUGCUAAACGCAGAGAAGGUGAGUCAAUUAUCAUGUCCCCGUGUAGAUCUACGAUGGACUGGAGAAUGCGUGGACUUUGUUACUGAUUUGGGCAAACCAGGCCAUGAACGCGUCCAAGUUGGGAUCAUCAAUGCUCUCUACCGGGGAGAUAUAUAGCCGCCUGAAAGAAUUCAAGCUGGCACUUGGAAGCGCGGCAAGCUCCCAGCGCUUCUACUUUGCCAAGAUUGAUGUCCAUGCCGCGUUUGACACGAUUCCACAAGAAGCAGUGAUCAAACUGAUGAAUUCUGUCCCCAGCAGGGGGCAUUACACCGUUGUUAAACAUGUUGAAAUGAUGCCGGAUCCUCGGACGGACCCAGCCUCUAGCAAGGAGACAAGCAAAUCACUACGAACGUGGCACUUUUCUGCCCUGAAAAAGGGCGAGCCCUUCUCAUUGCCUGAGCGCCUAGAGAGAAGCAUCAGUGAGAAGAAGAUCAACACGGUGUUUGUCGAGGGGAAUCCUGCAAGAACGUACCACACAGCAGGGCUCCUCAAACUCCUCGAGGAGCAUGUCUCGCAGAACAUUGUCAAGGUGGGCAAGAGAUUCUACCGCCAAAAGCGCGGGAUUCCUCAGGGAUCGGUUGUAUCUUCAUUCCUCUGUAAUUACUUUUAUGCAGAUCUCGAAGCACAGCACCUUCACUUCCUAAACGGCCCGGGCAGUAUCUUGCUACGAUUCAUGGAUGACUUCCUCUUCAUCACGCAGGACAAGAAGAAAGCGGUCCAGUUUGUCGAGACGAUGCACCGGGGUGUGCCAGAGUACGGUGUUGAGGUGAACACCAAGAAGACGUUGCUGAAUUUCAAUAUGAAGUCCCAAGAUGGGCCCCUAUCAACAAUCUCUCACGGUGAGAAAUUCCCGUACUGUGGGACUCUUAUUGAUUGCCAGACACUGGAGAUCAGUCGAAAUCAUAACAAAGACCCCGAUAAUGGUGAGUUCUCUUAUAAAAACGGCGCUUUACUAGGAUAUCCAAUUGACCUGCUGAGCAUUAGGAAUCGCAAACUCCUUGACUGUGGAGUUUGGCCGGCUCCCCGGGCAAAAUUUUGAGAAGAAGAUGCUCCGUAAGUUUUGAAUACGAAUGUUCCAAGCCGUCUUACUGACAACCCUACAAAGAUGCCUUUAGGAUCCAGUCAAAGCCCAUGUAUUAUGAUACUUCGCACAACUCAACGGCCACCGUUCUUGACUCUCUUUCUGGGGCUUUCUACGAGACCGCCCAGAAGAUGUCGGCGUAUAUUCAUUGCCUACCCAAAAGCAAGAGACCUAGCAAGCCCUUGAUCAUCCGUACGAUAUGUUCAACCCAAACCUACUGUUCACAUCGGUUCUAAUGCGCAUUGUAGGUUCAAUCAUCAAGAUGGUCGAUGUCGCCUUUUCGCUCUUGACCGGAAAGUCGAGAAGAAUGCGACUCGAGGGAUACUCUUGCGAUUUGAGAAAGGGACAAGUGUUCCGGUAUGUGCUCCAGCUUCUUUUCUCUUCUCGCAUUCAACCCCCGUCUAAUUUAUUGGAACUCUAG